AUGGCGCUCAAGACGGAUGAUAUUUUUCAGACACGGACAGAGAUGCAGAAGCGCAGUCACUUGGAAGGUUUUGAGUUUAUAUCUCGUCCAAAUCAAGUCUACUACGAUCAAAUGCCUGAGCGUAUCGGUGACGCUUUGGCCAAGGAGCAAUACAAGCAAAUUGAGCAGCUGGACUUGCUUGUUGACAAGGACGAUCAAGGUAUUCUUUUGCAGAUUUUUACAAAACCUCCGGGCGACCGCGCGACGGUCUUUUUUGAAAUUAUUGAACGUGUUGAUUGUAUGAAAGACUCUAGCUGGUCGAUUGGAACAGGCUGCGGGAUGCGGAGGGUUUGGUAA
Molecule: messenger RNA, 336 nt
Organism: Plasmopara halstedii
Lineage: Eukaryota; Oomycota; Peronosporomycetes; Peronosporales; Peronosporaceae
Product: 4-hydroxyphenylpyruvate dioxygenase
Exons: 1
Coding region: 1-336 (111 amino acids)
Biological process (GO): L-tyrosine catabolic process
Molecular function (GO): 4-hydroxyphenylpyruvate dioxygenase activity
Source: RefSeq, a predicted model, not a curated record